This is a messenger RNA of Scedosporium apiospermum, 1980 nucleotides long. RefSeq lists its product as uncharacterized. The coding region runs from base 1 to 1980 and encodes 659 amino acids. Gene Ontology annotation, molecular function: protein binding. The transcript is spliced from 3 exons. NCBI's taxonomy places the organism in Eukaryota, Fungi, Ascomycota, Sordariomycetes, Microascales, Microascaceae. The record is from RefSeq and is a predicted model, not a curated record.
AUGAAUCUCUAUCACAUGCCCGUCGAGAUCAUGUUAUUCAUGGCCGACUAUCUUGACCCAGACGACAUCUUUCAUCUCAGUUUGACUUGCAAGGGACUCAAGUAUCUCAUUCACGAUCGCCAUAUUUGCCGCCAUAUACUUCUUAAGUAUGCGCCGUAUUCACCAGAGGCUCUUCGGGCCAGCGGAGCUAAGGAGGUCGACCGCUAUAUUUACACGAAUGGCGUCCUAUGCUACACGACAGAAUGUUCCAAACUGAGGGUAUGUGAUAUACGGAAUUCAUCCGACUAUGAGUCCGUCAUAGAUGUACCGGCUAUGCUCCGGUCAGUCCCCCGGGAAGUUAUCAAUCUGGACAGCUUCACAUUUUACCCAGCUUACUAUGCUCAUGGGAUGCUAUCCUGCAUCUACUGGAGCAAGCUGACCGGCACUACCGUUUUGAUUGUUCUGGAUCCGCGGCAUUCAAAAUUCAUUGUUACCCGCACAGUCGAAGGCCACCCCAAAGUAGCGGUGAGGAACACCGACAAGUUCCUAUUCUUCUGCCUCAGUUUGCCCAGCGGCAAUAGGCAUGAUCGCCGGUGGCGUAUCUAUCAGUUCGACAUUGAAAAGAAGAAGUGGUUUCCAGAAGUGGUUCUCGAGGACUUUGAUGGGAGAGAAAUCGGCGGAGACAUCUGCUUCGAGGUGAUCGACGGCUAUUUUUACGCUAUUUCGGAUCAUGUGGCCCAUUGUGUGCGCAACGAUGACCCAACCGUUCUCGACCCUCAUCACGUCUUACGCAUGCCCAUCAGUUCCUUGGGUCUUGGCCCAAUAGAAGCCGCACUCCCUAGAAGAGACUGGAAGCGAGAUUACUCGUCCGAUUUAGCCGAUUUCCGAUGGAAUUCCAUGCAGCUGGAGAAGGAUGAACGUGAGGGCGAAUUGACAGUAUUUCAGGUGCGCCGCGAGUUCCUCGCUGAAGGCUACCACAACCGCCGAACCUGCUACAAGAAGCGACUAGGGUUUCCCCGGCCCUCCCGGCUCACAGCGUCUGACCCCGAAAAUGCCGGUGGGCAGCAGGACGGCGGUCCGCCGCCCGUCGACCCUUUGGACGACGAAAUGGACGAACUAGCUAUCACUAGAGAGCGAAGCGCGGAAGAAGUGACCGAUCUCAUCCUAGACAGUCACUCCUAUCAACCAGAGGCUCAAACAGCCGGCAUCAAGUCGCAUCUCUUCGUCAUGCCGCAGUCUAGUGAGCGUUUGAAUUCACGAAACCCGUGGUGCGCCGUCCCCUCUACCGUGCACCACGGUGACAAUGCCACCACCAGCCCCCAAUUUCCGUACCACCAGUGUUUUGUACGCUCGUAUUUUCCUUCCUGCGAUAGCUUCGUUGACAUGGUCAACCCCGUUAUCGACACGCCGCGCACGACACAGAAGCUAAGACUGAGGAUCAUGACACGAAACGGCUGGCCUUGUCCUGCGACAGGCCGUAAUCCCAAUGGUCCACCCGCAGAAGUUAACCAGACACUGUUUUGGCCUCCAGAACUAGACAAUGGAUGGGAAAUUGCGGAUGGGGAUGCAUGUUUAUUUGUCGGGGAAAGUGCGCUAGAGACAUUACACCGCAUCCUCAACCCCCGUUUAUAUUCGGGAGAGGUCGAGGCGGUGGUCGACUACGGCUCCCUCAUCUACGCCGUCCCUAAACCGCUUGCUGGCUAUGAUAAAUACCCCCGAAAGACCCUCAUCUAUAUUGGCUUCGACCCUUCCGUCAACUUGCACAGCCUCCACUCCUUCCACGAGUCGUCUGCAGAGAGGGAAGAGGAGAGCGAAGAGGAGAGCGAAGAGGAGAGGGAAGAAGACAAGCUAGAGAAGCCAGAGAAGCGGUUUUCAGAAGUUGACCGCGCUCGGUCUCCACUACCCGAGAAGCCGAUGUAUUCUACGCGGAUCAGCAACUGGUUAUAUUUGCAGGUGACGUUGUCGCAUCAACAUCGAAUGGGUUUUCAUUUUCACCCCUAA